This is a messenger RNA of Dictyostelium discoideum AX4, 1122 nucleotides long. Its product is annotated as CCCH-type zinc finger-containing protein. NCBI's taxonomy places the organism in Eukaryota, Evosea, Eumycetozoa, Dictyosteliales, Dictyosteliaceae. The transcript is spliced from 2 exons. Bases 1 to 1122 code for a protein of 373 amino acids. Gene Ontology annotation, molecular function: metal ion binding. The record is from RefSeq and is a predicted model, not a curated record.
AUGCCACCAAAACAAGCCCAAUCAAAAAAAACAGUUGAAAAAGAAAAAAAGAAAAAGGUUGAAGAUAAAACCUUUGGUUUAAAAAAUAAAAAUAAGAGUAAAAAAGUUGCAGCUUAUGUAUCUCAAGUUGAAGCCCAAGUUAAGCACUCUGGUCUUCAAAAUAAGGAAGCAGCAUUGAAAGAAAAAGCUAAAAGAGAUAAAGAAUUAGCAGAGAAAGCAAAGAAAGAAGCAGAAUCAAUUUUAGUAAAUACAAUUGUACAAAGUAAAGUACCAUUAGGUGUUGAUCCAAAGAGUAUUGUGUGUGAAUAUUUUAAACAAGGUGUAACAUGUCCAAAAGGUAAUAGAUGUAAGUUUGCACAUGAUUUAGCAGCAGGUAGAAAAUCUGAAAAGAUUGAUAUUUACACUGAUCGUCGUAAAGAUGAGGAUACAAUGGAGAAUUGGGAUGAAGCAAAAUUGAAAUCAGUUGUUGAAAAGAAGAGAACAACUGAAAACAAAGCCAAACCAACAGCAAUCAUUUGUAAAUUCUUUUUAGACGCAAUCGAGAGUAAAAAGUAUGGUUGGUUCUGGGAGUGUCCAAAUGGUGGUGAGAAAUGUGCAUAUCAACAUUGUUUGCCAGAAGGGUACCAAUUAAAAAAGAAGAAGUCAAGAGAGGAGGAUGAAGUUGAAGAAAUACCAAUCGAAGAAUUGAUUGAAGAGGAGAGAGCAAAAUUAACAAAAUCAACUCCUGUCACUUUAGAAACUUUCUUAAGAUGGAAAGAAGAGAAAAGAUUACAAAAAGAAAAAGCAGCCAAAGACGCCCAAGACAAACGUCUUGCUGAUAUUAAAGCUGGUAAGACCUCUAUGAGUGGUAGAGAAAUGUUUGUUUUCAAUCCUGAUCUCUUUGUAGAUGAUGAAUCUGCUAUCGAUACUAAAUCUAAAGAAUAUGAGAAAUCUGAAGAAGAAAUCGCUGCUUUAGCAAAUCAAAUUAAUACAAGUUUAUUCACUGAUGGUGGUGUUUUACCUUCAGAUGAUGAUGAUGAUGAUGAUGAUGAUGAUGAUGAUGAUGAAGAUGGUGAUGAUGAAGAGGAGGAUGAUGAUGAAGAAGAAGGAGAAUAUGAAGAAGAAGAAGCAAGUGAUGAAUAA